This is a messenger RNA of Didymosphaeria variabile, 2187 nucleotides long. RefSeq lists its product as uncharacterized. Lineage: Eukaryota; Fungi; Ascomycota; Dothideomycetes; Pleosporales; Didymosphaeriaceae. The record is from RefSeq and is a predicted model, not a curated record. Gene Ontology annotation, molecular function: oxidoreductase activity, acting on the CH-OH group of donors, NAD or NADP as acceptor. The transcript has 2 exons. Bases 1 to 2187 code for a protein of 728 amino acids.
AUGUCAAACUCUGUUGCUACUUCAAGAGCUCGCCUUGACCAAGUUGCGAACCAAAUCGAGCCCCGGAAAACUGCAGUCUCCAAAAGAAGCACGAUGGACGUUCCUGGGUUUGCUCUCAUAACUGGAGCAGCAUCUGGAAUUGGACAGGCGUGCGCAAAGGCUUUCGCACAGGAAGGAGCUGCAGGCAUCGCGCUGCUCGAUCUCAACCGCGAAGCUCUCGCGCAAGUCAAGGACGCUAUACUUGCAGCAACCGAGCAAGAUGACAGCAUCCGAACAGCGCCACUACGGAUUGAGACCUACGCGGUGGAUGUUUCGAACGAACAAGAUGUCACACGAGCUGUCAACCAAGCCGCGCAAACAUUUGGCCGACUAGACUAUGUCGUAAACGCAGCGGGGAUAGCGAUCAAACAUCAAGGUGGCGCUGCAUUCGCUGAGACGCAAGACUGGCAAAAGGUCCUCGACAUCAACCUCAAUGGCACAUUCUUCGUGCUUCGCGCCGCAGCCCAGAUCAUGCUGAAGCAGGACCCUAUUCUCUCAUCAAUCGAUGGCAGGCCCCUUCAGCGCGGAUCUAUCGUGAACUUCAGCUCCAUCCAAGGUGUUGUUGGUAUCACACUGUCUACAGCCUAUACCGUGUCAAAGCACGCUGUCAUGGGUCUUACACGCACAGCAUCAGAGGACUAUGCCGCCGAAGGAUUGCGAGUCAAUGCCAUCUGUCCGGGUUAUACGGAGACUCCCAUGACGACCAAAAAUCCAGCUGUGAAAAAGGCGAUGGACGAGCGCAUACAGACAGCGGUGCCAAUGCAGAGGAUGGGAAUGCCCAGAGAGAUUGCGGACGACGCGGUCGGUGCAUUGAAAGCGGGAUUUGCGGCAACAAUUCGGCAGCUUCCAUUUCUUGCCGGUACCAUCAGAUUGUCAGAUGCAGAAACAGGCCGACUUGCUAUCCAAUAUCCUGAAUCGCCAUUCGAUGAGCUUAUCGACCAGAUUUUCACUAUCAGCUAUGGCCAGGCUGGAAAUCCGGACUUGGAAUACACAAAGAUGGAGAAAGAUGGAUUUCCACCGUUGCCCAUGUGGCGUGACGUGUUCUGUCCAAGCCUUUUGAGAAAUCAUCCUGGACUUGACGAUGAGUAUGCCGCAGGACUGAUCAGUUUCAAGAAAGAACUGCCAGUGCCUGUUUUGGCAGCGCAAGCGACUUUCGUCCGCGGUGGGCUAGUCUUGAGUGUGUAUUCGCAACACAAUGCAAUUGAUGGAAGCGGAACUGCGAAACUAUACAAGAUCUGGAGCAAUCAUACCCGAUUACGCGGCUCCAUGACUAUACCAAAUGUCGAUGAAGGUCAUCGUGCUAGUUUAGACUCUCAAAGACUCUUGUUCGAUGGUCUCGCAGAAGGCGCCAAAGUCAGCGACUACCCCGACGUUCGUUUUCCGGGCACGCCACGAAGUAGUCCCCUGCUCCGCAAAGAAACGUACAAGCUCGUCUCGAAGAUAUUUGUGUUCCCAGCCGCGACUAUCUCGGAACUUGCCGCCACGCUAUCAUCCACGACAGGCAAACGUAUAUCGAGCUUCGUUGCGUUAAUAUCUCUAAUCUGGACGAACGUCACGAUCGCACGAUCGGCUGCUCUGGCGGAUAAGAAUAUACACAGCACAAUGCUGGAUAUGGCCUUCGACCACAGAAAGAAUCUUGACGAGCAUUUGAAAGAUUCUUACAUGGGUAAUUGUGUAACUGGGAUCCAGGCUUCGGCCCCAGUGUCUGCUAUGCUUUUCCAGACCUCUGACGAUUCUGUGUAUGGAGAACAACUCGCCCCAAUUGCCUCCGCCAUCUCGUACAAGCUUUCCUCUAUCACACUAGACUUCCUAAAAGCUCGGCUAAAUCUGUUCUCGCGGACGCCUAGUCCCUGGCAACUUCACAGCCAUGCUGAUGUACAGAACGGGCCUGACCUGUUCGUCACAAGCUGGAUGCAUAUCGGUACCGGUUGUGCUUGGAAGAUACCGGGAACAACAACUGAAGGUCCGGUCGCGAUCAGAAAACCGCAGUCUCAUAUUGAAGGACUCGUUCACAUUCUGCCAAAGGUGAGAAUCGAGAAUGGGUUUCCCGCCCUGGAUGUUCUUGUUUGUCUAGAGGAGUGGGAGAUGGAGAGAGUUGUGAGGAGGUUGGAGGGUGAGAGAUGGGCUGUAAGGGUCAUUGGUGCCUGA